AUGAAGGAGUAUAGUCGGUCGACUGGGCUGAUCGCCUUCGCGCUUGUCUACUUGACCUUCUUUUUGGAUAAUGUUUUGCUUACUGUGCUCGUGCCCAUCAUCCCGGAUUGGGUGCGCGGCGAGUCUCUGGAGCUGUGGUCGCAGCACGGCGCGCCGCUCGCCGCGCUGCUCAACUCCACCGUGCGCCGCGACGACGGCGCGGGCGCGGGCACGCGGCAGGCGGAGGUGGGCGCGGUGCUGGGCGCGAAGGCGGCCGCGCAGCUGGCGCUGGCGCCCGCCGCCGCCGCGCUGGCCGCCGCGCGCGGGCCCGCCGCCGCGCUGCGCCUGGCCACCGCGCUGCUGGCCGCCGCCGCGCUGGCCGAAACCAAACCGUGGGAAAAAUCCAACGACCUCGCCGAUUAUAAUGUACCUGAUAAUAAUAUGUUGGACCUGGAGACGAAGAAACCAUCUAGGAUAAUCUCAGUCCAUCUCCCGUUCUCUAACGUAGUUGAAAAUAUUUUGUUCGGGUGGUGCGCGGGCGGCGGGCUGGGCGGCGGCGCGCUGUGCGCGGGCGCGGGGCGGGCGGCGCAGGGCGGCGGCGCGGCGCUGGGCGGCGUGGCGGGGCUGGCGCUGGCGGCGCGCGCGCUGCCCGCCCCGCGCCGCGCCCGCGCGCUGGGCGCGCUGCUCGGGGCCGUCGCUCUCGGAGUGUUAGUGGGUUAUCCCUUCGGAGGCACGGCGUACAAGCUGUGGAGCCUCGCCGCGCCGUUUCAACUGAUUGCAGUCGCUCUGCUGAUCAACCUCGGUGAAUAUGUGGCACUUCUCCAGGACACAUUCGAGACGGAAAAUCCGGACGGCACAGCGACGAGAAAGAGAGAAAGGAUUGAGGGUGCGGGAGGCGUGGUGAGUGGAGCGCGUGUGAUGUGGGCGGAAGCGCGGCGCGGGGCGACCGGGGCCUGCGCGGGCGCCGUGCUGCUCACCACCUGCGUCAUGGCGGCGCUAGAGCCCUGUCUGCCGCUCUGGAUAAUGGAGAAGUUCCAGCCUGAGCGCUGGGCGCUCGGCUGCGUGUUCCUGCCCGACAGCGCGGGCUACCUGCUGGCGGCCAGCUCGCUGGGGGCUCCGGCGCGGCGGCUGGGGCCCGAGCGCGUGGCCGUCACCGCCGUCGCCGCCGUCGGCCUCGCCGCGCUCGCCGUGCCGCACGCGCCCUCGGAAGCCAGCAACAAUGUAGAGCAAUUUGGUCACAGCGAAGAAGGAAUCAUUAAAAAGAAGAUUAGACCAGUUAGACUGUUUCUUUGCCUUUAUGCCACUACCUGGCCACAUGGUGAGGCGCGUCGGCAGGUGGGCUGGCUGGCGGCCCCGCAGGCGCUGCUGGGCGCGGGGCUGGGCGCGGCGGACGCGGCGCUGCUGCCCGCCGUGCUGGCGCGCCGGCCGCGCGCGCUGCCGCACCGCGCCGCGCUGCUGCAGGCCGCCUCCAGCGCCGCCUACGCUAUAGGUCCGGUGGCGGGCGGGCUGGUGUCGUGGGGCGCCGGCUUCGAGACAGCGCUCCGUGCUCUCGGCGUCGCCAACCUGCUGUACGCCGCCGUGCUCUACCGAGCUCUGUCCGCGGACCCGCUGUCUGAGCAGUGGGGCGCCAGCGCGACGCCGGAGGACAGCGACGAGGAGGGCGAGGAGAUGACACCGCUUGAGCCGGCGAAUUACGCGUUGCGCUAA
Molecule: messenger RNA, 1686 nt
Organism: Melitaea cinxia (Glanville fritillary)
Lineage: Eukaryota; Metazoa; Arthropoda; Insecta; Lepidoptera; Nymphalidae
Product: synaptic vesicular amine transporter-like
Exons: 11
Coding region: 1-1686 (561 amino acids)
Biological process (GO): transmembrane transport; aminergic neurotransmitter loading into synaptic vesicle
Cellular component (GO): terminal bouton; synaptic vesicle membrane
Molecular function (GO): serotonin:sodium:chloride symporter activity
Source: RefSeq, a predicted model, not a curated record